CGUAGCUGCUGGUGUUGUAGUUAACUAGAGGACUAGGUGUUUAUUCUAACCGGUUUGUUGUUAUUUGUCGUAGUAUCCUAUUCAGCAGCACAAAUGAGAAAAUACAUGCAUAUUUCCUCAUGAGCUGCAAGUUGCAAACGAACACGGAAAUUUCCCGACGUACAAUUAUAAAGAUGUUUUAGCUGAUGUAAAGGUACAUGGAGAUUUCCAAGUAUGUUUAGUCAGCCAAAACGUAAUUUCAGAAGCGAAAACAGUGAUAUAGAGAACCACGGAACUUUCCACUGAGGUAUUUUUCGUCCGCCCAGAUGUUAAGUAUUUUUACAUUUCGGCAGUGACUGUAGCGAAGCGAAGAUACAUAGAAUUUGUAUGUAUCAGGUAAACACAAUUAACACUAUGAAUCGAGAGACGUGCCUCAACUUUUAAACCACGAACUAGGAAUACUAUAUCGAGAUUCCCGACCUGGGGUUAUUCGAACAAGGUUAAUUAGAAUUUUAAAUGCGGUAGCACAUGUAAGCGAUAUUGUCAGUAUCUUGUGGUUGCCUUAAGGACAAAUGUUAUUUUACUUGCGUCGUGGAUUUUCACGCAGCCAAUCAGAGCGACGCGGAACUGUCGAGUUGAGUAUUGCGAAUCUUGAAACUGAAAUUUUGCGCUAUUCGUUUGACUUGUUUGAUACAUUACCUAAAAGUUUGGAUGUUUCAUAGCCAAAAGAAGGACAUUUUCUCAUCAGCUGACUCGACUAACUUAUCUACCGAAGCUUGGUACUGACUCAGGUAGCAAAACACCAAUGAUCAUGCACUUGAAUUCCUUUGCCCUUGGUAUUUUGAUCGCCCUAAGUUUGUGUCUGGCCAACGUUGCAAGUCAGCGGGAAAGGUGCUUAGGCAUCCAUAACUACUGCUCUGGCCAAUUUGGAAACAUGAAGGCGGUCUGCAAAGGUGGAUACUGUUAUUGUACUGGACAGGACUACGACUAUAACACUUGCUUGCCUAAUGUGCAUGGUUGUCGAAUCAAGGUCAAUGCUGAUACAGCUCUUGCAAAACCACAAUAUAAAAAUCAACAGCCCCAUACAAUCUACAGCUGCACGCCUGGCAGCAGCUCCACACAGUACGAAGUACACGUAAUGUCUGUCUACGAGGGGAAUAGGCACACACGCCCUCCAUCAGCCGGUAAUACUCAUGUCAAUAUCGUCAGCAGUGGCCAGUCAGGCCGACCUAUUGUACUCGUGUUCGCCAACUACGAACCUGUUAACUGGAUUCUCAAUUUACCAGCUGGCAUUACCAUCAGUAAAGUCAUCUUGGUUGCUUAUUACAUAGAUGAAAGUUCUGUUAGUGGAGAUGUGAACCAAGUGCAAGUUGUUGAAAAACAAGGAACCCGUAAUUCACAGUGGAGCAUGGGAUAUGGUUCAGAUACAGGCGGGGGAGAUACAGUGGGACUCCUGAGACGAAUACACAACAUUUAUGGUGCAGUGACGUCAUUUACCGGCACUUACAAAGCAGAUAAAUGGUCACUGACGUUAUCUUCUUCACAAGGCCUAAGUAACAACUACAGCAGCCUCAUAGUCACUACCACAACCACACCCACACCCAAAGCAACUCCUCCCAGACAGAAAUGUCUCUCCAAUUAUUGCCCUGGAAGUUACAACAUGAAGUCUGUCUGUAAAGACGAAUACUGUGUGUGCACUGGCAAAGGCUACGACUACAAUACUUGCUUGCGUAAAGUGCAUAUAAUUAUAACAAAGAACAUUUACACAUCUAAGUCAUUUGGAUGCUUUUUUCUAGUUCAACCUGAAUUCAUCAGCAAUCCAGAGAAUUCAACGGUGAUAGAGGGUCAGAAUGUUAAUUUGCAAUGCCAAGUUUAUGGAAAUCCUUUACCAGACGUGAGAUGGACAAAAGAUGGAGAAGCAGUAAAUGUAGCAGAUCAGAGGAUAAAUGUCUCUUUUACAGGAAAUAAUUCAACUUUGACAAUAGUCAGUGUUGACCAAGCAGAUCAAGGGCUGUACAGAUGUGUGGCAAAUAACAGUAUAAAUAAUGUUACUUCUUAUCCAGGAACACUGACAGUACAUUUUGUACCAGAAGUGACGAUUAUUGGUGUUCAAGUACAGUUUGUGAUUAAAGGAAGACAGUUACUGCUGACAUGUCAGUAUAAUGCUUUGCCACCAUUGUCUGAAGUGCAGUGGGAAAAAAAUGGAACUGCGAUAGCAAGAAAUGCUAGUGUGGAGAUUAAAGACUCACAAGUGGAUAUUCCAUUUUUUAAUGAAAGCCAAGUACAGCUGCUAAUAAAUGCAACUACACCACAGGAUGCUGGGAAUUACGCCUGUCUUGUUAUUAAUGAUGUUGGUAACUCAUCAGAUACAACAUCAGUUGUUAUUCAAGUGGAACCAAACCCACCAGUGAAUGUGGUAGUUGUCUCAAAGAGCUCACGAGUAGUGAAUAUUUCCUGGAUUGCUGGUUUUGAUGGGAACAGUGCAAUUCAGAACUACACAAUGAAGAGAAGUCUAGAUAAUGAAGAGUUUGUAGAUGUUGUCUGUCAAGGAUCCCUGUCAGAUAGUUCCUGUGUGGUGUCCAGCACAAGCGCUUCUCUUGGAAACCUCUCACCUUGGACACCAUACUACUUUCAAGUGUUUGCAAGAAACAUAGUUGGCAUUAGUGAUGGGAGCCCUGUAGUGAAUACUACCACAGAUGAAGAAGUUCCAAGUACUGCUCCAAUCUUUGAUGUGACUGUUGUCAAUUCCACUGCCGUUAAUGUCUCUUGGCAGGUAUUAUAAUGAUACAUUUAUAGCACUAAGCAUAAGGUCAAGUAGGAUGACUGGGUCUCAAGUUAGCCUUUUUUGCUUGUUUCCCUACUGAAAUACAGUUGAGGUCCAUAUACACACAAAAAAGGUUGAGGCCAACAUCCAGCCAUCUUGAGCAAACCGCGAACUCAGUGGUCAAUUAAUGAUGGCAUUACUAAAGAACAUCAUUAAUAUAGGAUAUACAGUGGAAUCUGGAUUUUUUGAACCUCUAAGGGAAAAGAUAAUUGGUUCGAAAAAUCAGAGAGUUUGAGGAAUCAGGGGUAAAAUUACAGCUUUUGACUGAGGAGGGGAAUCGACUUUUGGUUCGAGUUAUCGGGAGGUUUAAAAGACUAAGGGUUCAAGAAAUAGGGAUUCCACUGAUUUGAUUUAUCUUGUGUGCCUGUGUACAUGUAGUUUCCCAUAAUUAAGUUUACUUUACAGUGUUUAGGUCCGACUUUAUCAAUGUUUUCACCGAUCCUUACCAUUUAAAGAGUAGUUAUGGAGAAAACUAUUUCUGUGGAGUCUCACUUAAGACAGUAGACCCUCAAUAAGAACAAAAAUAAAUUAGGUUGACCCAAAUAUUUAGCUGUUUGAAAGAAUAAAGGCUUCUUUCAGGUUAAGGAACAUAGAAAAUGUAGGCACUAUUUUGCUAUGUGAGUAAUGAAUUACUGCUCCACAAUCCAAGCCAUUACGUUCCCUCAUGGACAGCAAAUUCACAUUACAUGUACACCAGUGUUUCAAAUGGCAUCUUGCAAUCUCAGACUUAUCACUUCACAAGUCAAACAAAAAACCCAGACAUUGAAUGUACUUUCCUACUCCUAAUGUGAUUGACAAGGAUUGCUUGAAUCCACUGACCUGUACUGAUAUGAAGCCAGCACAGAACCCAAACAAACCUCAGCAUGAGAUCCAUCAUGCAAUAUUAAAGACUGCUAUUGGUGUAUGUGUUUAUUACAAAAACCACUGUUUGUGUUGUCAUGUUUUUUUGUUAUUAC
This is a messenger RNA of Orbicella faveolata, 3759 nucleotides long. Its product is annotated as cell adhesion molecule Dscam1-like. The record is from RefSeq and is a predicted model, not a curated record. NCBI's taxonomy places the organism in Eukaryota, Metazoa, Cnidaria, Anthozoa, Scleractinia, Merulinidae. Gene Ontology annotation, molecular function: protein binding.